Penicillium daleae is the source of this 1170-nucleotide messenger RNA. RefSeq names its product NAD(P)/FAD-dependent oxidoreductase. The coding region runs from base 1 to 1170 and encodes 389 amino acids. Lineage: Eukaryota; Fungi; Ascomycota; Eurotiomycetes; Eurotiales; Aspergillaceae. The record is from RefSeq and is a predicted model, not a curated record. Gene Ontology annotation, molecular function: oxidoreductase activity. The transcript has 3 exons.
AUGGCUCCGAAAAUCGCGACCUUCCUGUCCAUCGCCCUGUCUGUGUGGACCCUGGUGGCUGCCGAGUCCAUUCCCAAGACAGAGUACGAUGUUAUCGUCGUUGGCGGUGGUCCUUCUGGUCUCAGUGCCCUAAGUGGCGUCUCGCGCGUGCGGAGAACCGCAUUGCUCUUCGACAGCCAGCAUUACCGUAAUGGCCCUACGCGUAACAUGCACGAUGUCAUUGGCAACGAUGGCACCCCGCCCGCCGAGUUCCGCGCCCUGGCUCGCGAACAGAUCCUCAAGUAUCCCACGGCCCAUAUCAAGAACGCAACUGUCAAAUCGAUCACUCCUAUCGGUACUAAUGAAGUCUCUCGGUUUUCAGUUGUUGAUACGUCGGGUAACAAUUACACUGCUCGCAAGAUCGUUCUUGGUACUGGUAUGCGGGAUGUGCUUCCCGAUACCCCCGGUUUGAAAGAAGCUUGGGGCAAGGGUAUCUUCUGGUGCCCCUGGUGCGAUGGCUACGAGCACCGAGACCAGCCCUUUGGUAUCCUCGGCAACCUGUCUGAUGUACUAGGCAGUGUAUUGGAAGUGAACACCCAGUUCUCGGACAUUAUCGCCUUUGUCAACGGCACCCAGACCCUGGCAGGGGAGGCCCAGGCCACUGCGGCCCACGCAGACUGGGAGAAGCAGCUCAAGGCCUGGAACAUCAAGAUCGAGAACCGCACCAUAGCCUCUAUUGAGCGCCUUCAGGAUGGCGAGACACACCAGGACAAGGCCACCGAUAUGCAGUUUGACAAGUUCCUGGUGCACUUUACCACUGGCGACCCCAUCGAGCGCAACGCUUUCAUCACCAACUUUGCGGCUGUGCAGCAGUCUUCCUUGCCGUAUCAGAUGCAUCUGAAUGUCACGAAAGAAAAGAUUAACGUCGACGCUAGUGGCAUGCGUACGAACGUCACCGGUGUCUAUGCCGUUGGUGAUGCCAACAGCGACGGUAGCACGAACGUUCCCCACGCCAUGUACUCUGGCAAAAAGGCCGCCGUCUAUCUUCAUGUGCAAUUGUCCCGCGAGGACUCCGCAUCCAAGAUCUCCAAGCGUACUGGCCUGAGCCAGCGCGAGUUGGAGAAAGAGGCUACUCGCGCGAUUGGUCGCAAUCUUGAGCCGCAGUGGGAGAGAAUUCAAAAGCGAAACUGA